AUGGACAUCUCCCGUUCCAUGUUAGUCUCUACGACUAACAAUACAGGUUUGAAAGUGUUUGAGACACCCCUAUACCUCCCACCCACUCCUACUCCUCAGACACCCCUAUACCUCCCACCCACCCCUACUCCUCAGACACCCCUAUACCUCCCACUCACCCCUACUCCUCAGACACCCCUAUACAUCCCACUCACCCCUACUCCUCCCACUCACCCCUACUCCUCAGACACCCCUAUACCUCCCACUCACCCCUACUCCUCAGACACCCCUAUACCUCCCACCCACUCCUACUCCUCAGACACCCCUAUACCUCCCACUCACCCCUACUCCUCAGAUACCCCUAUACCUCCCACCCACUCCUACUCCUCAGACACCCCUAUACCUCCCACCCACCCCUACUCCUCAGACACCCCUAUACCUCCCACUCACCCCUACUCCUCAGACACCCCUAUACAUCCCACUCACCCCUACUCCUCUGACUCACCCCUAAUCCUGUCACUGGCCAAUGGCACCCAACCAGUAAAAUGUUUAAAACAGCCCUCAGGCCCAAACAUGCUACACUUGAGAAAAUCUAAUCCUUACUUUAAGCAAACGUAG
This is a messenger RNA of Homalodisca vitripennis (glassy-winged sharpshooter), 597 nucleotides long. Its product is annotated as extensin-like. The transcript has 2 exons. Bases 1 to 597 code for a protein of 198 amino acids. NCBI's taxonomy places the organism in Eukaryota, Metazoa, Arthropoda, Insecta, Hemiptera, Cicadellidae. The record is from RefSeq and is a predicted model, not a curated record.